AUGUCUGAUAACACACGCAAAUCUUCUAUUCCUUCGUGGCAGAGGGCCAGUGGCACAGCAGAUGAAUCCCCGUCAUCUUCGCCGAGCUCCGAUGAUGCGCCCGCACCCUCAACUACAUCCCGAGGAGACCUGCUAGCGCAAGCAUCCAAGUUCUUGGAGGAUGAGUCAAUCAAAGAUGCCCCAACAGACCGCAAAGUUACCUUUCUCGAGUCCAAAGGACUGAGUUCCGAAGACAUUCAGCAAGUUCUCGGCGUCUCCCGAAACGCGGAGGCAAGCAGCUCUCCCGCGGCCGAUGAUAAGGCACAAGAAGAGGCACAACCUGCCUCAGCCCCUCGUACUGAACCUACACCCUCUUCUCCUGCCACCUUUACAUCGACCGCCCCCGAUACCAGUGCCAUGCCGCCACAGCGCCCAAUCGCAGCGCCCACCACUGUCUCCCGAGAUGCGCCUCCCAUAAUCACCUACCCGGAAUUCCUCUUCGAGUCGAACAAGCCACCGCCGCUGGUCACAAUGCAUAAUCUUCUUUAUACACUCUAUGGAGCCGCCGGUCUGGGGGCAAGUAUCUACGGCGCAAGCGAAUUCAUAGUGAAGCCCAUGCUCGCUAGCUUAACAAGCGCAAGACACGAGCUUGCAGCGACAGCAGGGGAUAAUCUCCAGAAACUGAACGAGAAGCUCGAGAAGACAGUUUCCGUCAUCCCGCCCCAGCUCACAGCGCGCAAGGUCAGCCCUUAUAGUGACGAGGAAGAGGCCAACGACACCGACUCAAUCGCUUCCGACCCAACAGAACUGUUCCACCGGGAUGUCGCAACACAGACAAGUCCCGAGACGACAGUCGUACCUACCAGCGCAGAUCCGAUUAACUCGGCAGACUCGACACUCGCAACGCCGACGACUGCAGUUAACAACCACAUCAGCCGGAUCGAGUCCAUUACUUCACAAUUACGGGGUAUCAUUGACUCCGAGAAUGAUGCUAGCACUCUCGAUGACAAAAUGCGCACUGGUCUCUCGGAUCUCCAUCACUACUGCGAUGGUUUGAUCUAUAGUGCACCCGCGUACUCGACGGGUUCGACUUAUGGGGUGUGGAACGCUUCGCAUACAUCAGGGUCGGAUAGUAAUUCCGGUCUGCGAAAGGCUGAGGAGGAUGCUAUUUCUAGCUUUAGGGCGGAUAUUCGCGGUGUUAAGGGUGCACUGUUGAGUGCGCGCAAUUUCCCUGCUAGUCGGGGAGGAAGACAUGGAGGCAUUCAGGCUGGGGCAAGGUGA
Messenger RNA from Penicillium nucicola, 1260 nucleotides. RefSeq names its product peroxisomal membrane protein PEX14. The record is from RefSeq and is a predicted model, not a curated record. Gene Ontology annotation, biological process: protein import into peroxisome matrix, docking. The transcript has a single exon. NCBI's taxonomy places the organism in Eukaryota, Fungi, Ascomycota, Eurotiomycetes, Eurotiales, Aspergillaceae. Gene Ontology annotation, cellular component: peroxisomal importomer complex; peroxisomal membrane. The coding region runs from base 1 to 1260 and encodes 419 amino acids. Gene Ontology annotation, molecular function: signaling receptor binding.